CGGUGACACGAUAUCUAUCAAAUCUUUUUUAUAUAUAAGUAAGGGAGAAGACGACACGACAUUAUUGUUGGACUGGCCCAGUAUCAUGUCUAGCACUAGCACCUAUACCCGCAUCGCCGAUAUCCUCCCUGAUACCUUCGAGACGAAGACGGCGUCCAAGGAUGACCUCGUACCCGGACCAAAUCAAGUUGUCGUUCGAGUGACAUAUCUCUCCCUCGACCCCGCAAUGCGCGGGAUCGGAGAAGUCAUGCGAGCAGCUGGGUUGGGUGUCGUGGUGCAGGUGGGCAGCGGAAGCCAGUUCAAGGAAGGUGAUCUCGUAUCUGGGACUGUUGGUUGGACAGAAUAUGUUGUACUGGAUGAUAGGAAACUUCAGAAGAUAACACCGCCUCCAGGAUGCACAUCUCUUGACUUCUUGAAUACCCUCGGCUUGACUGGCAUGACAGCAUACUUUGGUCUCCAUGACGUUGGAAAACUCAAAGCCGGCGAGACGCUCGUCGUCUCUGGUGCAGCAGGUGCCGUCGGUUCACUUGUCUGCCAGCUCGGUAAACGCGCAGGAGCGCGGGUCAUCGGCAUCGCUGGCUCAUCUGAAAAGUGUGCCUGGGUCGAAACGGAGCUGGGCGUCGAUAAGGCCCUCAAUUACAAGUUGCCCACCUUCAAACAGGACUUUAAAGACGCCGUUGGGUAUUUGGACGUGUACUUCGAUAAUGUGGGAGGCGGUAUCUUGGAUCUUGCCCUCACGAGGUUGAACAAACGUGCUCGAAUUGCGUUGUGUGGUGCCAUUUCAGCAUACAACUCAGCGGAGUCUCAUCAAGGACUUCAGAAUUACAUGAACCUUAUCGCUCAACGCGCAAAGAUGGAAGGCUUCAUAAUUUUCGAUUACGCAUCAGAGUAUCCCAGGGCAGUCAAAGAACUGGCCGUUGGGCUCGCCGAUGGAUCCAUCAAACGAAAAUUCCAUAUCGUUGAGGGUCUUGAGAAGGCGCCCAAUGCAUUACUGAUGCUAUACUCUGGCGCUAACGACGGAAAACUGUACGUUGUUGUGGUUUGUCUCUGCCUGGCGAGAAGUAGUAAGAGCCGACAUGGACUGAUUUGGGAUUCUAGGGUCGUUAAGGUCUCGGACGAGCUUGGUCCUGGAUCUUCGAAGCUAUAAGAAGAAUGGGAAUGCGACAAGGUAUGUCUCAUGGACGCAUCCUGAUUAGAUGAGCGGCAGUGACGGGGUCCCAGAGAAGCGUUGUGCGGGUCUCAAUAGGAACACCGGUCAACGACUGGGAGUAUGAGACAAAGCAGAGGAAAGGGUGUGUGUUGGAUUGACAUGGUUACGUUACAUCGAUAUUACGACUGGUACGGGAUGAAAAUAAGAUUAUACUCUAGAACUAUUCCGAG
Pisolithus orientalis is the source of this 1380-nucleotide messenger RNA. RefSeq lists its product as uncharacterized. Lineage: Eukaryota; Fungi; Basidiomycota; Agaricomycetes; Boletales; Pisolithaceae. The transcript has 10 exons. The coding region runs from base 86 to 1147 and encodes 353 amino acids. Gene Ontology annotation, molecular function: oxidoreductase activity, acting on the CH-CH group of donors, NAD or NADP as acceptor. The record is from RefSeq and is a predicted model, not a curated record.